UGGGCGCGCGUGCUCUCGGCUGCACUGUGGCGGAAUCACGGCAUCAUGAAGCGGCUGACUCUCUGUGCGCUUGCUGUCACUUUAAUCGCCGCGGUGUUCGCCGCAAAAUCACCGUAUCAGUCUGUUCUUCAGCACAGCAGGAUAAGAGGAAGACAGCAUGGCCCCAACGUCUGCGCUAUGCAGAAGAUCCAAGGAACCGAUAAGAAGUACUUCACUAACUGCAAGCAGUGGUAUCGCCGCAAAAUAUGCGGCAAACCAACUGUGGUCACCUAUGAAUGUUGCCCCGGUUAUGAAAAGGUGCUGGGAGAGAAGGGCUGUCCUGCAGCUAUUCCUUUGGAGAAUAUCUACAAUACCCUGGGGGUGGUUGGAGCCACUACUACUAAGAUGUACUCUGACAGAGCUAAACUGAAAGAGGAAAUUGAGGGACCUGGCAGUUACACAUUCUUUGCCCCAAGUAACGAAGCCUGGGCUGCUCUUCCAGUUGAAAUUCUGGAUGCCUUGGUGAGCAAUGUCAACAUUGAGCUCCUCAAUGCAUUGCACUACCACAUGAUUAACAAACGCUUGUCUUCAGAUGACCUCAAGCAUGGGUCCUCCUUUGCCUCAAUGUACCAGGAUUUUGAUGUUCAUAUCCAGCAUUAUUCCAAUGGCAUUGUGACUGUAAACUGUGCAAGGCUGGUGAAGACGGACCAGCACGCCACUAAUGGAAUAGUGCACGUCGUCGACAGAGUUAUCACAGCCAUCACCAACAAUGUCCAGUCUUUUCUCGACACUGAGGAUGAUCUGACAACACUGCAAAAAGCUGUCGAUGAUGCUGGUCUUACCUCACUGUUGGAGAAUCAGGGUUCAUAUACACUAUUUGCUCCAACCAAUGAAGCAUUUGAGAAGAUUCCAGAAGAAAUGCUGAACAGAAUCUUGAAUGAUCCCGUUGCUCUUAAAGAUUUGCUGAAUUACCACAUCCUGAAGACCAUGCACUGCUCCGAGUCCAUUGUGGCAGGGACUCCAUUGGAGACACUUCAGGGCACAGUGCUGGAGGUGGGCUGUGAAGGAGAUGAGAUGACCCUCAAUGGCAAAGCCAUUGUUACAACCAGAGACCAGCUGGGCAUCAAUGGAGUUGUCCAUUACAUUAAUGAGCUUCUCAUCCCUGACUCAGUUAAGACCCUGAAGGAACUUGCUGAAGGUGUUCCACAAGUUUCCAUGGCUACUAAGCUUUUCACAGAUGCUGGUCUAAAUCCUCAGCUUUCAGGCUCAGAACCAUUUACACUGAUAGCACCUCAAAAUGAUGCUGUCAAAGGUAGUCUUACUAUGACACCUGAGAGGAGAAAACUGAUGAGGAACCAUGUUCUGAAGGGAAAACUCUCCUCCAAGAGUCUGUACCAUGGACAGGAGCUGGAAACCAUUGAAGGAACUAAACUUAGAGUGUUUGUGUAUAGAAAUAACCUCUGCAUCGAAAAUGCCUGUAUUGCUGCCCACGACAAAAAUGGGCGCCACGGCACUAUGUUCAUGGUGGAUAAGAUUCUGGCUCCCCCCAUGGGCACUGUUAUGGAUGUUCUAAAGGCAGACAACCGUUUCAGCACCUUGGUUGGCAACAUACAGAGGGUGGGCAUGACUGAGCUGCUGAACAAGAAAGGAACCUACACCAUCUUUGCCCCCACCAACGAUGCUUUCCGUGCCAUGCCCACAGAUGAUCUCAACAAAAUUACAAGAGAUCCCAGAGAGCUCAUCAACCUUAUGAAGUACCACAUAGGUGAGGAGUUUCUUGUUAGUGGUGGAGUGACCUCUCAUACCAGAAUGAAGCCCAUGUCAGGAGAGAAGCUCGAGCUAGGCAUGAGGAACUCCACUAUGUACGUCAACAGGGUGCAGGUUGUUGAUGCUGACAUGAUGGCUACUAAUGGAGUCGUACAUGCUAUUAAUUCAGUCAUAAAGCCACUGCCUCCUAAAGCUGUGAGUGACCAGGCAGUGGAUCCUUCAGCAAAGCGUACCACUUCAGUGAGGGCUGGCGCACAAGUUCUAAAAAAGGAUGAUCUUUUCCAGAAGGUUUUGAACAGUCGCUCCAGCAGAACAAUGACCCGAGUCCAGUAAGCUCAGUGGUUUCAUGAAAAACUGAAGUUAAUCCCAACUUCCACUGCUCUUAGAAGACUGAUAUGCACAAUGAGCAAUCUUUCUGUAAGCAGUGAAGAGGUAAUUAACUGAUUUACAGCAAAACCACCUUCAACAAACCAGGGAGAAAGGAUGGGUUAAAAGUGUAAGCAUUUCAGUAUUUUGUGUGAAUGCCAAAGACUGUGUUGAUGGUAAUUAGUUAUAUAUUUGUUUAAUUGACUUGUAUCUCAAUUUAAGUCUGAUUUAGUGCUCUAGAGCCAAUUUUGAGAAAUGCUAACUGUUUUAUUUGUUUUCUACUUUUGUUUUUUUGUUUUCUUUUAUAUACAUGUAGCAUGUUUGCAUGGUUUAAGUUGGAACAAAAAUUGCUAUUCGGGCACAAGUAGUGCAGAUCAGGUUUACUUUUCUUUGUGGUGCAGAAGAUGUUUCUAUGCAAAACAGACACAGUUCGUUUAGAAUUUACUGUAUACAUGUGUUUGGCAAAAAUGUCAUUUCUGAGCACCCACUCAGCAGACUCCUCAGCCAAGAUCUUACAGACAAAACGCCUCUAUUACUCCAAGCUAGCCACAGUGGGGAAAAAUAAACAUAUAAAUACUUUUUUUUUCCUCAUUAAAAUCUUUGUAGGCUGUCAUGUCAUUAAAAAAAAAAAAACAAACAAACAAACAAACAAACAAAAAAAAACAAGGUUUUCUAGUUUGCACAUACUGAGAAAUUCAGAUAUUUCCAAGAGGCUGGGAUAAGCAAUCCUACACCUCAGUGACAUCUUUGUAGUGAGUAUUUUGUCUGCUUAAUCUUGGUAGAGCUGUUUAAUGUGUGGAUGAACAAAGUCUUUCUAGUGAAGUCAUCUGUCAAAUUUAAUAGGAAUAGAUACCGCGCACUGUACUGUAGAAAUAUUGUGUGGAACCAAAGAACAAUAUUUACACAUUUCACAAUAAAAUGACCAUUUUUAACCGGA
Pangasianodon hypophthalmus (striped catfish) is the source of this 3049-nucleotide messenger RNA. It is a transcript of the gene tgfbi, whose product is annotated as transforming growth factor, beta-induced. The coding region runs from base 46 to 2079 and encodes 677 amino acids. Gene Ontology annotation, molecular function: cell adhesion molecule binding. NCBI's taxonomy places the organism in Eukaryota, Metazoa, Chordata, Actinopteri, Siluriformes, Pangasiidae. Gene Ontology annotation, biological process: cell adhesion; extracellular matrix organization. The transcript is spliced from 17 exons. The record is from RefSeq and is a predicted model, not a curated record. Gene Ontology annotation, cellular component: extracellular matrix.